UUCCAGCAUGGUGACCUCCUUGGGCUGUAAAUACAACCGGAGUUUAGGGGAAAUGAAGACCAACGAAUCGUUAGUUGUCACACUGUGAAUGAAGUGAGUGAACUUCAAGCCAGGAUUUAAUUUGAGUCGAUUAUUUACCAGUUUUUCAUGUUAUAUUUAUAACUACAGCUGUCAUUUGCCUUUAUUUUUUAUUCAUCUGCUUUUAAUUCAAUGGAUGGGAUGUCAGGAUGGACUUUUAAUUUGAGCUCACGUACUAUGUGUAUAAUCUGAAGUAAUGGCUGUGCAAAUGCCCUCUGCUGGACUCCAGCUCAUGCACCGACUGCUGAGGAUUAGCACAUCCGGUCAAAGAGGUCUCCGCAGCAGGGACGCGCUCCGUGAAUGCAGGAGGGUGACGAGAACCUUUUCAACCUUUCCCGUGAAAUGUAACGAGAGCAAGGGAGACAGCUCGGACCCGUCGCCCCCGAGCGUCCGGCUCCCCUCCAGACGGAUGCGAUCCCUGUCCCCCCUGGAGAGGAUCAGCAGCCUGCUGCCCCGGGACGCCCUGAGCCCCGAGGUGCUGCAGCUGAGGGAGCGCGACCAGCAGGACCCGGAACUAGACGCGAACAUCCGGGUGUCGGACACGCAAGAGGAGGAUCACGGGGCAACCCCUGUAGAGGAGGAUGACCCCGAGACCCCGCGCGCAUCGGACGCGGAGACGAGCGUGUCGCCCACUCUCCCCGGGGAGAGCCCGCUCGCGUUCGGGGAGCUGCUCGUCGCCGAGUACCGCAAGAAGGCCCGGGUGGAGUUCAGGAAGAUGUUCGAGCUUCAGACGGGGGCACGCCUGCAGAGCAGCUGGGGGGUGGUCCCGCACGACGACGUGGCCGGGCGGCCUGCCGGCCGCUUCGUGAAGACGAGCAGGGGCGUUCGCAUCCUCGUGCGCCGGGCCAGUCUGGAGGAUUACACGCUGUACAUGAAGAGGGGCCCGGCAAUCGCCUACCCUAAGGAUGCAAGUGCAAUGCUCAUGAUGAUGGACGUCACAGAGGGAGACCGUGUGUUGGAGUCGGGGUCCGGGUCCGGAGCCAUGUCUCUGUUCCUGUCCAGAGCAGUCGGCUGUAAGGGUAGCGUGCUGAGCGUGGAGGUGAGGGAGGACCACCACAGGAGGGCAGUGCUCAACUACAACCGCUGGAGGGCGUCGUGGAGCGUGCGGCGAGGCGAGGAGUGGCCCGACAACGUCCAGUUUCACAUCGGCGACCUUGACGAGGCCUCGCCGCUCCUCGCCGCUCGGGGAUUCCACGCGGUGGCUCUCGACCUGAUCAACCCUCACCUGGUUCUGCCCGCCGUGGUUCCGCAUCUGCACCUCGGGGCUGUGUGUGCCGUCUACCUCGCCAACAUAACGCAGGUCAUCGACCUGCUGGAGGGGCUGAGAUGUCUGGCGCUGCCUCUGCUGUGCGAACGCAUCGUCGAGGUCCCGAUCCGAGACUGGGUGGUGGCUCCGGCCCUCCAGAAAGACGGGAGGUACUGCGUCAGGAAAGAUCCCGUCCUGGACCAAGACCAGAGGGAGGAGGCCGACAGAGAGAUGAGCGCGGAGGAACACCCAGCCUUCGGGAGUAUUCCCUACAUCGCCAGACCUCAUCCCGAACAGAUGAGCCACACAGCGUUCCUGGUGAAACUGAGGAAGUGUGUGCGGUAGCUCGUCUGCCCCGGAAGGAACCCUGGGACAUAACUUUUAUUGUAAAUUAUUUGAUGAAUAAAUGGUCAAUGUUCACUGUGGUGUUUUUUGAUGCAUAUUUUAAGAGUAUCAUCUUGUAAAUGCCAAGUCAAAAAUCUAGACAAUAACUUUAGUGAAACUGUCUCUUUACAUAGGGAUCCAUAUGGUAAUAUUUACAGUAAUUGCCAGCGAUUUAAUAGCCCUGUAUGUGCAGAACAAAGGGAGACACGUGGGUGUGUCCGCUCCGUUCCUGUGAGGAAACUUGAGUGAAGUGCAAAGAAAGAACAGGCUCUCAAAAAGACACAUUUUAGCUCAAGCCUUUAUUCAAAACUCAAGAGGCAGUGUUGGAUCAUGAAACAGGCACAUCGGCAACAGCGCUAAAAAACCCCGAUCCCAGCAUGUGACAGACUACGUUAACUUUGAUUCAUCCAGCUUGUCAUUUCAUUUUCACAUAAAUAAGUGGUGAAAAAAAAGUGCU
This is a messenger RNA of Anarrhichthys ocellatus (wolf-eel), 2165 nucleotides long. RefSeq names its product tRNA methyltransferase 61B (gene trmt61b). Bases 275 to 1669 code for a protein of 464 amino acids. The record is from RefSeq and is a predicted model, not a curated record. Gene Ontology annotation, cellular component: mitochondrion; tRNA (m1A) methyltransferase complex. NCBI's taxonomy places the organism in Eukaryota, Metazoa, Chordata, Actinopteri, Perciformes, Anarhichadidae. The transcript is spliced from 7 exons. Gene Ontology annotation, biological process: tRNA methylation. Gene Ontology annotation, molecular function: tRNA (adenine(58)-N1)-methyltransferase activity.